This is a messenger RNA of Penicillium griseofulvum, 996 nucleotides long. RefSeq names its product aldose epimerase family protein. The transcript has 2 exons. The coding region runs from base 1 to 996 and encodes 331 amino acids. NCBI's taxonomy places the organism in Eukaryota, Fungi, Ascomycota, Eurotiomycetes, Eurotiales, Aspergillaceae. The record is from RefSeq and is a predicted model, not a curated record. Gene Ontology annotation, molecular function: aldose 1-epimerase activity; carbohydrate binding. Gene Ontology annotation, biological process: beta-D-galactose catabolic process via UDP-galactose, Leloir pathway; glucose metabolic process.
AUGUCCGCCCCCGAAUUAGCUGCAUUCACCUUUCUGCCUUUGGGCGCCAUCAUUCAAGAGUUCCGUGUCGGUGGCAAGAACAUAGUUUUGGGGUUCCCUACGCAAGAGGACUAUGUUAAGCACAACACCCAGCAUUACGGUGCUACCAUCGGCCGCGUUGCAAACCGUAUCAAGGAUGGUUUGAUUCAGGAUUUGAAUGGCGAAAAGAUCCAACUGACCCAGAACAAUGGCCCCAAUGCUUUGCAUGGUGGUGAAAAGGGUUGGGGUAAGCGUAUCUUUGAUGGUCCACACACCGUCCAGCGCAAUGGCCACGACGCCUUGCUGUUCAAGUACCUCCACAGAGAUGGUGAAGAGGGGUACCCUGGUACCGUUGAGGUGCGCGUGUGGUACACCGCCAGCAAGGAGGAUGACGCCAAGACUGUACUGACAGCUGAGUACGAGGUGGAAUUCAUUGGCAAUGAAUGUGAGGAGACUGUAGUCAACCUUACCAACCACAGUUACUUCAACAUUGGCGAUGGCCCUGAUAUUUCGGGAACCACUGCCCAGCUCGCCACAGGCGACUAUCUACCCAUCGAUAGCACUGGCAUCCCCACAGGUGGGAUUGACAAGUUCCCGCGCGACGUGACCACCCCGUUCACACUCUCCGCAACGGGAGCACACAUCGACGAUGUCUUUGUGCUAGAGUCCGAUCCUAGCAAAAUUCCACUGGACACUCGUGGUUUACCUCUUCGUCGCUUGGCACAGUUCAGCAAUGCAAGCACGGGCCUACAUCUCGAGGUGCACAGCACCGAGCCUGCGUUCCAGUUCUACACUGGCAAGUACAUCGAUGUGCCGUCGAUCAAUGGUGCGCCGGCGCACCACGAGGGAGCUGGAUUCUGUGUGGAACCUAGCCGGUUCGUGAAUGCGAUUAACGAACCUGAAUGGCGGUCCAUGGUUCUGCUGAAGAAGGGUCAGAUCUUUGGUUGCAAGACUGUUUACAAGGCGUGGAAGGAUUGA